Molecule: messenger RNA, 2932 nt
Organism: Ruditapes philippinarum (Manila clam)
Lineage: Eukaryota; Metazoa; Mollusca; Bivalvia; Venerida; Veneridae
Exons: 7
Coding region: 73-2406 (777 amino acids)
Biological process (GO): nucleobase-containing compound metabolic process
Molecular function (GO): 3'-5' exonuclease activity; nucleic acid binding
Source: RefSeq, a predicted model, not a curated record
UCAUUUGUUGUUUUUUUACGUUUUUAUUUUCUUGAAUGUUAAAAGAACGACUUAACAUUACGUUGGUGAACCAUGACAACACAGGAAGCAAGGAACACUAUAACGCUAUAUUCGCAAGAAGACAAGUGUAAAUGCAAAUCUGCAGUUUCCAGGCUUCUGAAAGAACAAGUGAUCUCCCUUGACGCAGAGGGUGUUCAACUAGGUAAAGAUGGACCACUGACGUUACUACAGAUAGGGACAUUAGACGGGGACGUCUACUUGUUUGAUGUUAUGAUUAACGAGAAGAAACAAGAUAAAAUGUUCUUCAAAGAUACUACACUUGACAAAAUUCUAACAAGUACAACCAUAGUGAAAGUUAUUCAGUCUUGCUCAGGUGACAGUGCUGCUCUUUAUCACCAGUUUGGUAUCAGGUUGGAAAACGUCUUUGACACACAGGUAGCACAUCUUGUGAUUGAAGAGCACAAAGGGAAACGACUUCCUACUAGAGAGAAACUUGCAGACAUUUGUAAACUGUAUUCUCAAAAUGCCGAAGUUUACGAGGGCAAGGAUGACGUUUUGGAGUGGAGCAAGAUUGCUGGCAAUUACUGGGCAAAAAGACCUAUGACGCAAACAAUGAUCGAUUAUGCCAGUGGAGACGUUACAUCUCUCAUUCCAGAAGUUUACGAAACGCAAAAAGAAUAUAUCACAAGAAAUCAACUCCUUGAUUUGUAUGAAGAAAGGGUUCUAGAAGAAAUAGAAUUAGACAUUGAGCCGGCUGCAAAAGAAAAGCGCAAAACCAGAAAUUUGAAUAUCAGAAUGGAUAUCCUUGAAGACAUGGCCAAAAAAUAUAGACAAGGAACUGUUUAUGGAAGCAUUACGGAUAAAGAUGAGAUCAAGGCAUUGCAAGACACCAACUUCUCUGACCUGGCUGAUCACAAUAGCGUCAUAACAGAACUGAAACAGCAGUCUAUGGCAAGUUACCUGAAGUCACUUGAAGAAAAACUGGAGACACCAGAGGAGUUCAUACCAGAUCGUAGCGUCAAUUUUAAGCUUAAUGAAAUUGAACGCUUUGGCUCAGAGCAUCUUAAGAAGGAUGCGUUACGAAUUAAAGGAAAAGUCGAAGAUGUAAUAUGUUCGGAUGUGCAGAGGAAGUACAAAGCCGAUGAACCGCUCGAGAAUUUAUCAUCUACGGAAUAUCAGAUUAUCCAAAACCUAAAACCAAUUGGAGAUAAUGCCCCUAACUACCAACCGACUGUUGUUGCAUUACAUUGGAAAAUUGCGGCAACUGAAAUGCAAGACGCUACUGAUGCACUUAAAGACGACCCCGAUUACAACAUGACAAUUCCAGUUCCUAAAUUAAAGUUUUUCACUAACAACACUAACGUUCCCGGAAAUGUAAAACGGAUUGCACAAGAGUUGCUGGAAAAAAAUAAGUCUGCAAUCUUGCGUAGCAUCCCGAGAAAGUAUACGAUAAAUUCUCAACUUUCCGAUCUAACAACUUCAGAAAAGAUGGUCUUGGAACAUUUGAAGAUCAAAGCAUUGCAAGACACCAACAUCUCUGACCUGGCUGAGCACAAUAGCGUCAUAAUAGAACUGAAACAGCAGUCUAUGGCAAGUUACCUGAAGUCACUUGAAGAAAAACUUGAGACUCCAGAGGAGUUCAUACCAGAUCGUGGUGUCAAUUUUAAGCUUAAUGAAAUUGAACGCUUUGGCUCAGAGCAUCUUAAAAAGGAUGCGUUACGAAUAAAAGGAAAAGUCGAAGAUGUUAUAUGUUCGGAUGUGCAGAGGAAGUACAAAGCCGAUGAACCGCUCGAGAAUUUAUCAUCUACGGAAUAUCAGAUUAUCCAAAACCUAAAACCAAUUGAAGAUAAUGCCCCUAACUACCAACCGACUGUUGUUGCAUUACAUUGGAAAAUUGUAGCAACUGAAAUGCAAGACGCUACUGGUGCACUUGAUGACGACCCCAAUUUCAACAUGACAUAUCCGAUUCCUAAAUUAAAUUUCCUCACUAAGAACACUAAUGUUCCCGGAAAUGUAAAACGGAUUGCACAAGAAUUGCAGGAAAAACAAGAGUCUGCAAUCUUGCGUAGAAUCCCGAGGAAGUAUACGAAAAAUUCUCAACUUUCCGAUCUAACGACUUCAGAAAAGAUGGUCUUGGAACAUUUGAAAAUUUCUUCACAGAGUUACGACCCUGUCGUUGUUGACCUUCAUUGGAAGAAUAAUGUUGAGAAGUUGGAAAAGGACAUAGCAGAUUUCCGUGCUGGAAACCUUAUUGUCAAUGAUGGUCUACGGAGGAAACUAGACUUUUUUCAAAAAAGUGAAUCAGUUCCAGUGGAAGUAAAGCAAAAGGCGUCAGAAUUUCUGCAACUAUUACUGUUAUCCCAGGGUAACAGUGGCAGAGGGAGGAGAAGGACAGUUGAUCGUUGAAUCGAUUUAAAUUGGUUCAAGUCUAUGCAGACAAAAUCCUACACAGUGACUAGUUUAUUUUAACAUUUAAUUGAACAAGUUUUGUUACCUUUUUUAAUUGCAUGAAGUACAUAAAAUAAAUUUUACGGAUUGAGUAGGAAGCUUUAAAUGUUGUUUUUUGUUGUUUUAUUUUUGAAAACUCUCUCCGGUAUUAGUAUUUCAUAGAUUUUAAAUAAAUGGAAACAAAAUAUCCAAUGAAUAAACCAAACUAUACACAUCAUUUCAACUUAUGCUUGCUUUGUUACGCAUACAUACUAUAUUCAUAAUAAGUAUUCAUAAACUAAAUUCAUGAUUCAUAGGUGUUCGAUUUGAGGUAAAUGUAUAAGCUUGCACGAACAAGAUUUUAUUUUGAAAAAAUGGAUACAUUGUUUAAUCUUUUUAAACAAGUACGUUAGGAAAAAUCAUUGAUUAGAAGAUGUGGCGUGAAGAUGAAAUAAUAAGGAAUAAAAAGAAGAAAUAGGAAAAAAACACAACAUUACAUUUAUCU